This is a messenger RNA of Canariomyces notabilis, 470 nucleotides long. RefSeq lists its product as uncharacterized. Lineage: Eukaryota; Fungi; Ascomycota; Sordariomycetes; Sordariales; Chaetomiaceae. The record is from RefSeq and is a predicted model, not a curated record. The transcript has 2 exons. Bases 148 to 426 code for a protein of 92 amino acids.
GCUCUUGAUGUUAGUAUUUGCAGCAGAGAUUUCUGACAUUUGCAAGUGACAACAGGUCUCCUAAAUCGGCCACCUUGAGUUGUGUACAGCACUUUCUUGGUGUCACCGCUUUCUAAGAUCAAGCCUCAUCCUACCACUCACGCGCGAAUGACAAGAAUGGCACUACAAGUCCCCGUCCAUCAUCAUGCCAGCGCCCGGGACUCUCCCCAGCCGAUAGCCGAAGACAAAAACCUCACAAUCUUCGAUCUGCCAAUCUCAAUACGCAACCAAAUCUACGACCUUGUCUUCUACGGCAUUGAUCGCCAGAAGCUUUUGAACGAGAAGGAGAUGCUGUGGACGGAGAAAAGCACGUUGUACAUCGCCGUCGCCGUCGCCGUCGCUAGGGCGUUGAGCGUUGCUGUCUCUAGGGCCGUCACCGCCCUGUAAUUGAACACCAGGGCGUUGAGCCUCGCCGUUGCAGGGCCCGGGGC